Anopheles coustani is the source of this 586-nucleotide messenger RNA. RefSeq names its product endocuticle structural glycoprotein ABD-5-like. The transcript is spliced from 2 exons. Gene Ontology annotation, molecular function: structural constituent of chitin-based larval cuticle. The record is from RefSeq and is a predicted model, not a curated record. Lineage: Eukaryota; Metazoa; Arthropoda; Insecta; Diptera; Culicidae. Gene Ontology annotation, cellular component: chitin-based extracellular matrix. Bases 1 to 408 code for a protein of 135 amino acids.
AUGAAACAGUUCGUAGUGUUCGCCAGUGUGUGCUGUGUCCUGUUGGCAGGACGUGUGGUGUUGUCUGCUCCGGCCCCCCAGCAGGGUGCCGCACAGCCGAACCCAAAUGACGUGCAAACCGUGCGAUAUUACAGCGAAAAUAAUGGACUUGACGGUUACAAGUUCACGUACGAGCUGAGUGAUGGGCAGAUUCGUUCGGAAGUCGGCACCUACCGGGACGUGAAGGACGCCGAGGGCAAGGACGUGAAGGCGCUGUUCGUGCAGGGCUCGUACUCGUUCGUCGCACCGGACGGUCAGACGUACUGGGUGAACUACACCGCCGACGAGAACGGCUACCAUCCGAAGGUGGGCACCGGCCCGACUGGUGGAAUCCAACCGGGACAGGAUGCCCCCAUUGACAGCGCCUAAGCCGGGCUUGACGGUUCGCUUUUCCGGGCUGACGCAGCCCCAGCUCGCCAGUGCCAGUGCACAUACCUCCUCCUCCUCGUACCAUACUCAGCGAAUGCUAAAAUGUUUAGCACCGAAACCAGCACUUGUGCAGAACGCAACACAACGCAACACACCCGCAUGCACGCAUGCAAAGUCA